Anopheles stephensi (Asian malaria mosquito) is the source of this 5179-nucleotide messenger RNA. Its product is annotated as glutenin, high molecular weight subunit DX5-like. NCBI's taxonomy places the organism in Eukaryota, Metazoa, Arthropoda, Insecta, Diptera, Culicidae. The transcript is spliced from 10 exons. Bases 835 to 4581 code for a protein of 1248 amino acids. The record is from RefSeq and is a predicted model, not a curated record.
UCGUGUUGUGCGGAUCGCGAAUCACUCACACGGUUUUCCCUUCGACGAGCGCUCGUGUUUUUCGUAGCCUGUGAGUGGUUGGGGUGAGCUGUUUUGUGCCGUAGAACCCACGGGAUACAUCCAGGAUACACACCUAGCUGGGGUCGGGAUAAAUCGGGUUCUCGCGCGGUUGCAUUCUUUGGUCCGUUCCUGUAGGAUAUAAAAAGCGCAGCUACCGGGUGCAGAGGAUGCAGUCGUUUUACGCAACGCAAGCAACGCUGGUCGGAUCUUGAAGUGGGCUUCCGCCGAGUGCUGAACGGUGUCCCGAGUCCAAGAAUAAGGCUAACCACGUUCCAGAGGUGUGCUCCGUGAUGUCCCGCCACACCCGGACCCGCUAGUGAGUUCGUUCGUUGUGCGCGUGUGCUGCGAAGAAUGUGCGAAUCUUCAAUCUAAGCAAUUCGUGGGCCGCCACACAUACCGUUCGGUACCGUGAGCCUCACCCAUCUCCGUGUUUAGUGAGCGUGUGUGCCUACUAGAUCAACAGCAGGCAAAUCAAAGCUUCCGAGGGGUUGCUUUUGUGCUAGUGCUUCCGAACAGAAUAGUGAAGUGCAAGCGUCUAGUGUUGUGUGUGGGAAAAGCGGUUCGUUCGUGGAAAGUGACGAUCGUGUGCAACAAAACAAGAUCCGGUAGGCCGCCCGCCUCUCUGCUCACGCAAGUAGUGCACUUGUGAAUCUGCGCCAGAACAUCGGCAUCUCGUCUCGUCGUCUGUUUGUGUCCCGGUUGUACCUCACCUCACAGUUUGUGUUGACAGUUUGGGGCGCGUAACUAAACAGUGGCUGAUUGAUCACUGUCAAUAUGUCGCCGUGCAGUAGCUGGCGCUGCCUAGCGUCAUCCGUGUUGAUGCUGAUGGUGCUUGCCGCCAUAAUUCGCGCCGAACAAGAGGUAAUAGUGGCGAUUGAUGAACCCGGCAAAACCCAAUAUCACGAGGCAAACUUCAACACGAGUUCGUAUCAGUACGGUUACGAGGUAGGACCGAACGGUCAGUUUCACCAUGAAACGCGCGGCCCCGACGGUGUCACUUACGGUUGCUACGGCUACAUCGAUCCGAAUGGGCAGCUGCGUGUGACACACUAUGUGGCCGACACACACGGCUACCGGGUGGUGGAACCGAACCGACCGGUCGAAAUAUUUGUCGAUGCUCCCACGCAGUACAGCAGCAAUUCGAUAGCGGAAGACGAGCCACAGGAAAGACGGCGGGGUGAGUUGCGUCCCUGGACGGAGCUGUAUUUGCCGAAAGGAUGUGGCAUGUUUCCGGGUGGAAUGCGUCCUGAUGGAUCAGGUGGUAGCACACCGCCGGCACCAACAAAUCCAAGCACCGGUGGAAGCGGCAGUUCACAAGGAAAUAAACCAUCCAACCAGGGUCAAGGGCAGGGGCAAGGGCAGGGUCAAGGGCAAGGCCAGGGGCAGGGUCAGUGGCAGGGACAGGGUCAAGGACAAAACCCAGGACAAGGACAGGGACAGGGACAAGGACAAGGGCAAGGGCAAGGGCAAGGACAAGGGCAAGGACAAGGUCAGGGUCAGGGUCAGGGUCAAGGUCAAGGACUAGGACAAGGACAAGGACAAGGACCAGGACAGGGACAAAAACCUGGACAAGGCCAAGGACAAGGGCAAGGGCAGGGUCAAGGACAAGGGCAAGGACAGGGACAAGGGCAGGGACAGGGCCAGGGUCAAGGACAAUGGCAAGGACAGGGGCAGGGUCAAGGACAGGGGCAUGGCCAAGGACAGGGGCAUGGUCAAGGACACGGGCAAGGUCAAGGGCAAGGACAAGGACAGGGGCAGGGUCAAGGACAAGGACAAUGGCAAGGGCAAGGGCAAGGACAAGGCCAGGGACAAGGACAGGGACAAGGACAAUGGCAAGGUCAAGGGCAAGGACAAGGCCAGGGACAAGGACAGGGACAAGGCCAGAAUCAAGGUCAGGGACAAUGGCAGGGUCAGAGUCAGGGCCAAGGCCAAGGACAAGGACAGGGCCAAGACCAAGGUCAAGGACAAGGUCAAGGCCAUUGGCAAGGACAAGGCCAAGGUCAAGGAUCUGGAUCUGGACAAGGUCAAGGACAGGGACAACGACCAGGGCAAGGUCAAGCUCAAGGACAAGGUCAAGCUCAAGGACAAGGUCAAGGACAGGUACAAGGGCAGGGUCAACGACCGGGCCAAGGACAAGCUCAAGGACAAGGACAAGGGCAGUGGCAGGGACAAGGCAAUCGCCCUGGCCAAUCUCAAGGACAGGGGCAAGUACAGGGACAAGGCCAGGGACAACGUCCUGGACAAAACCAAGGCCAAGGCCAAGUUCAGGGACAAGGCCAGGGCCAAUGGCAAGGACAACGUCCAGGACAAGGUCAAGGACAGGCACAAGGACAGCAGCAAGGUCAAGGGCAAGGACAGGGACAGCAACAGGGUCAAGGACAAGGACAGGGACAACAACAAGGACAAGGACAAGGACAGGGGCAGGGACAACAACAAGGGCAAGGCCAGGGUCAGGGUCACCAUCAAGGACAACAUCAAGGUUCGCAUCAAGGACCCAUAAGCUCCGGGCAGCAUCAGGGCCAGCAUCAAGGGAGUCAUCAAGGUAUAAGUAGUGGGCAACAUCAAGGUCAGCAUCAGGGGUCACAUCAAGGCCCUGUUAGUUCCGGGCAGCAUCAGGGUCAACAUCAAGGUAGCCACCAAGGCUCUAGCGGAGAACACCAAGGACAACAUCAAGGUUCGCAUCAAGGUCCCAUAAGCUCCGGUCAGCAUCAGGGACAGCAUCAGGGAAGUCAUCAGGGCAUAAGUAGUGGGGAGCAUCAAGGACAGCAUCAGGGAUCACAUCAAGGACCGAUCAGUUCCGGGCAGCACCAGGGACAACAUCAGGGCAGCCAUCAAGGUUCUAGCGGAGAGCAUCAAGGACAGCAUCAAGGUUCGCAUCAAGGUCCUAUUAGCUCUGGACAGCACCAGGGACAGCAUCAAGGAAGUCACCAGGGUAUAAGCAGCGGUCAGCAUCAGGGAGAACAUCAACAUCAACACCAGGGCCCGAUUGUUGACGGCCAGCAUCAGACGAGCCAUCAAGGAAGCCAUCAAGGUUUGUCGCAGGGAGAGUUCCAGGGUCAACACCAAGGCCAGCACCAGAAACCGAUCAGUGGCAACAAGGAAGAGCACAAUUUGCAAGUGCAGGUUUCCUGGGUACAAGGCCAGGAAGGUCAAUCCCAAGGACAGCAAGGACAGAAUCAAGGCCAAUCGCAGGGGCAGCAAGGACAGAAUCAAGGCCAAUCGCAAGGACAGCAAGGACAAGGCCAAAGCCAGUCUCAAGGCCAACAGGGCCAAACACAAGGCCAAUCGCAAGGACAGCAAGGUCAAUCCCAGGGACAGGUACAACGUCCACCACAAGGAGUACAAAUUGGGAUUGGGUUUAAGCCGGGCAAUGGGGGACUGCAGGCAUCGCUGGGCCUGGGUGGACCGCACGGUGGCAUAUCUCUAGGGGCGGGUGUAUCAACGGCCGGCAUUAGCGGCAUGGCGAGCACCUCGCACACCGGACCGAACCAUAACGUAGCGGGCACGAUCGGUGGUUCCGUCGGAACGUCCACUGGAGUUCAGGCAAGUGGAGCAGCAAACGCAUCUGCCACCAUCCUCGGUGCGACGAUCGAUCAUACGCACACGUCAAACGUGACGCUGACAGAGGACGGUUUUCAUGCGUCGCACGCUGGCCAAAACACGAUCGACUCGCAGCAGGUGACCGUAGCCGGUACGGUCGGUGUAUCGGUUGGCGUUGGAGCAGGUUUGAUAGAUACCUCCCUUAAUCAUACCGGGCACGUUUCGGUCGGUGGUAUCGACGUAAGUAGCGCCACGGCGGUUGGCGCAGGAAUCGAGGCUAAUCACACAUCGAUCGGACUAGGUGCACAGCUAACGCACAACGCCAGUAUUUCGAUUCCAACCGUCACACCAGGACCAACGACUGAACCACCUCCGGAAGAACUGCAGCCAACUUCGAGUACACCCAUCCCAGGAUCUCCGGGAACUGCCAUUGGAGUGUAUCCCCCGACGAAACCGAUCGAUACCAGCUCACCGCCUGGCUCAUCGCCAUCCUCAUCCUCAUCAUCACCCUCGUCACCUUCAGCGCCACCACCAUCAUCAUCUUCCGGUGGUGGUGAUAACUACGCUCCACCUCCCAACUACCAGAUAGCCGUAUCACAGUAUCCGUACUUCUUCGUACCAUACCCCUACCCACCACCAAACGUACCGCAGGCACCCUGCAACUGUCCGGCGGAUCAGCAAAAUCAACAACAGGGCGGACAGCAACCGGCCGGUUACCUGGGCUUCAUUCCGGUGCUCUACAUCCCGAACUGUCACGCCCAGAAGAGUGGUUUGCCGGCGAACUUCAACUGGCCGGCACCGCCCCCACCGGAAGGGUUCGGUCAAUCGCUGGACGAACUACCGGCCCAACGGUUGUUCCAGAAGCCGGACGGUAGCUGGGUACUGCAGCGUGCCCGCAACCGUUCCCGCCGGCUGCGUGGCCGACGUCCCGCUGCACGCCGAUUCCUUACGGGGGAGCCAGAGAUUCCCGGGAAAAAGUAGACGUGUAGCGCUCCGUGAAGCAGCACCGUAAAGCGAAAGAAAAUACUCAUUUUACUUUUAGUUUCAUCUGGUUUUAGUAUAUUUUACUCACUGAACAAAGGCGGCAGCGAGCGAAUGGCGUACGUUGUGGACGCUGGAUUGCCUUUGUAGUGGUAGGGCAGCUAGACGGUUCCAUGCCCGGCCCCCCCGACAGUGAAGCAUAUUUAUGGAACAGUUUACAAUAAUUUUCUUUUUUCGUUUAAGAAUACAAUUCAUUUUCCUCUUGCCACUGUGAUUAGAUUUAUUCAUCAAACGAUGCAUGACGCACAUGAAAGGGCGAACGAUAUUAUCGGGCAGAUACUUGUUUCCGAGAAAAGCUGAGGAAAAAAAGAAGCAGAGCAGAACGCAUUCUUGCCGCGUGUGUUUGAGUUUUGUAAGCGAAGGAGUGGGAAAUGCUAAGAGCGGUAGGUGCGGCGGUGGUGUGUUUAAAACGCGCAUUAUUAAAUAGCAUUCCUCAUGACUGCAGAGUAUUGUAACUUAUUUAGGUAGCAAGAGAUGAUAUCGAAGCACACAAUAAAUAAAAUUUCAUUUGAGGCAGUAUUGGAGUUUGUAUUUAUUU